Molecule: messenger RNA, 425 nt
Organism: Symbiodinium pilosum
Lineage: Eukaryota; Dinophyceae; Suessiales; Symbiodiniaceae
Source: the annotation of a GenBank genome assembly
GAAGUGGCCAUGGGCCUGCGAGCACAGCUCUCCGAAGUGAACCACAAGCUGCGAGAUCUCGGUGCCAGCCAGCGUUGCUUGACAAGGUUCGUGCGCAGCCAGAACUUCGAGUACAUCGUGGUGGCAGUGAUCGUGACACACACGAUUCUCGUGGGAGCGCAGAUCAACUGGAUGACUCUCAACGGGCGUCCAGACCCUUCCCUGCCGUUCCGCGUGAUCGACAUUAUCAUUUGCACCUUCUUUGCCAUGGAGGUCGCGCUAAGACUUGUUGUGCACGGCCUCAAAUUCUUCUGGAUGCUGGGUUGGGGCUGGAACGUACUCGAUUUCUUCCUGGUUGUUGCGCAGCUGGUGGAGGAGGCCUUGAUCUUGGCAAACAAGGAGACCUCCGGUGUUGUGGAUUUUGCGGUGCUCCGCAUCGUGCGCAC